Molecule: messenger RNA, 1354 nt
Organism: Acaulospora colombiana
Lineage: Eukaryota; Fungi; Glomeromycota; Glomeromycetes; Diversisporales; Acaulosporaceae
Source: the annotation of a GenBank genome assembly
AUGGCAGGCAUAGUGAAUGCUCAGGUCAAUUGUUGGCCAUUACUGAUGAUUGGUGGAUCUUCGGAUACAUAUCAAGAAGGGAUGGGUGCAUUUCAAGAAUUAGAUCAAGUGACUCUUUGUAAGCCAUAUGCAAAAUACUCUUCGAGGCCUUCUUCCAUUUCCCAAAUUCCGAAUGUAAUAUAUAAAGCGAUUAAAACUUCCAUAAGUGGUCGACCAGGACCUGUCUAUGUGGAUCUCCCAGCAAACUUUAUUCAAGGGUCUUUAUCUCAAGAAUCAUUUAGUCUUUCAAAACUUAUGCCGGACUCUCCUAAAUCUCUAGCCGAUCCUCUGAGUGUGGAAAAGGCAAUCACACUAAUCCAAAACGCCAAAAGUCCAUUGAUAAUUAUUGGGAAAGGCGCGUCGUAUGCACGAGCCGAGAAAGAGAUUAAUCAACUUGUCGAAAAGACUGGCAUUCCUUUUCUUCCAACUCCAAUGGGUAAAGGAGUGAUUUCAGAUACUCAUCCAUUAUGUGUUGCAGCAGCACGGUCAAAGGCGAUAGCUGAUGCAGAUGUUGUACUGCUUUUGGGUGCGAGACUUAACUGGAUGCUGCAUUUUGGGCUUCCACCAAAAUUCAAUGAUAGCGUAAAGUUUAUCCAAGUUGACAUAUUUCCCGAGGAACAUUUUAAUAAUUCCCGAAUACACGUGGCCUUGUUGGGUCAUUUGCCUCUCGUUGUUUCGCAGCUGCUUUCUAUUUUUCCAUUAUCUUUCAAGUAUCCUUCGACCUCAAACUACCUUCAAUCCUUAAAGCAACAAAUAACUAAAAAUGUAAAUUCUAAUAAUAAAAAAUUUGAAGAUACCACCAUCCCUAUGAGUUAUCAUCGAGCUUUUUGGGAAAUUAAAAAGAGGUUACCCUCAAAAGAUGUGGUAUUUGUUAGUGAAGGAGCAAAUACAAUGGAUAUUGCAAGAUCAAUUUUUGACGUACACGAACCUCGAUGCCGGUUGGAUGCAGGCACUUUAGCAACUAUGGGAGUUGGAAUGGGGUUCGCUAUUGCCGCUAGAGUAUAUUAUCCGAACAAACGUGUCGUGGGCAUUGUAGGGGAUUCUGCGUUUGGAUUUAGCGCUAUGGAAAUCGAAACGGCAGUACGAGCAAAUUUGCCACUUAUUAUUAUUAUAAUCAAUAAUAACGGCAUAUAUCAUGGCCUUGACACACAAGCAUAUAAUAUAACACCGGUAAAUAAUUUGCCAUCGACCGCAUUAUUGCCAGAUAUUAGAUACGAUUUAAUUGCUGAUGCUACUGGGGGUAAAGGGUACUUUGUGAGAACACCUAAAGAAUUGGGUGAUGCUCUUGAUGAUGCAUUGAAGGAAGAAAACAAAU